Messenger RNA from Haemonchus placei, 741 nucleotides. The record is from the annotation of a GenBank genome assembly. Lineage: Eukaryota; Metazoa; Nematoda; Chromadorea; Rhabditida; Trichostrongylidae.
AUGGAAAGGAUUAUUAAUACAGUACUGAUUCAAAGGAUAUGUUUGAGAAAAAAAAAUAGAAAACUGUGUUGGUACCGAUGGGUGGAGUGGAAGAUUUUCAAAUAUCGGUGUGCAUUCCAAUUUUCAAGUACAAUUUCUGUUUAUUUUCAAAUUGCCUUGUUUUUAGACGCUGUUGACGCUCCUGUAUAUCUUUUCCGAUGUAGCGGCAAGCAUGAUAAACAGGACAGCCGUAUGUGGGAACAAGAAAUAAAGGAGAUCACCAGCAUAGUUGACGUUUCUAUGGAGAAUGCAAACCAGCUAUUGCAAGCUCCAGAUAUGCAUCAAAUCUGUCUCGACGUUCCCCAUCGGGCUAGCGAAUGUUGUUUGGCAGCUCAGAACGCUGUGCAAGCGUGUGCUCGCAUUGCAGAAGAACAUCGCCUUAUGCUCCAAGUAUUAUAUUCAAUAACUGUUGCUUUUUUUUGGCGGAACCUUGCUUUCUCCCUUUCAAUACUUACAUUUUUAUGGCUGGGUGGCACUAGUGAACAAUAUGGACUCGUCUGUGGCCUUACUGAGGAAACGAGCAUCGCGACUCUUGCAGCAAAUGGAGAAGGUACUUGCAAUCUGUUCAGCGGUGUCACAGCAUUCACUUUUGAAACAAAUGUGAACCUUUUGAUUACUACACAUAGCAUAAGCGUACAUAAUUGUUAUUUUCAUAAAACCCUUUUAAGAAAUGGUUUCUUGUCUAUUUUGAGUGUUGCGUGA